CUUAUUUCAUAACCCUUAGCAAGCAAGUUUCCUCAUUUCACAAUUCAAGCCUCCAUUAUAUCUCUCAUCACUUCACUUCUUCGCAUUCUAAAAGAACGGGCACGAUGCUUGUGAAAGAUGUGUCUGGGAAAGAGUUGCGUGAACUUAGCAUCAAAAGUAAGAGGAUGGCUGACACUAUAAGUAACUCUCCAAAGGAAGAUCCAACCAAUAAUUCCCCGGACACACCCCUCAUCAAUGUUGAAGUAAAAAAGCCUCGACUGGUGGUUUCAAGUUCACCUCCUUUUCAGAGUCCUCGAAAGAGUCAGCAUAGUUCUUCUGAAGGGGUGGAUGAAAUGUGGACAUCAUUUUUCACUACGAUCAAUAGUAGUGGUGAUGGUGAUGCCACAUCAAUUUGGGAUGAUCAUUUCCCUUUAGGUAACCUUAUCGAUAAGAAUUUCAGGGACGAAAAGUUUCAGGAAAAAGUUAAGGAGUUUGGAUUAGAAAGGGUACUCCAAACUAGCCUGACAGAUUCCAUUCGAAUGAUCUUCCUUCUUCGUGUAAUGGGGCAAAAGUUUGGUGAAACAGAAAAGGAAAACAAGGCUUAUGUUGGAGAGAUUUCAGAAUUGAAAAAAAUGUUGACUGAAAAUGAGAAGAAUUAUGUUGGAGAGAUUACUGAAUUGAAAAACAAAUUGUCUGAAUAUGAGAAGAAUAUGGUUGAGAUGACUAGUCUGAAAGAUGAACUGAACAAAUUGAAGAAAACUUUGGAAUAUUCAAGCCUGGAAAAGAAUGAAAUGGUAGCAAGAGAAAAAGAAUUAAAAAAGGAAAAUUCGAACAGUCGAAUAAAAUUACUCAUAAAAGAAGAUGCUCACAGGGUUAAUGUUGAGAAGUUGAAGGCUGAAAUUGAAGAAUUGAAGAGUGGAAUUGAGUUGCAGUACAAAGCUGGCUAUGAUAAGGCAGUGAAACAAGUUGUAUUUUUUGCAUCUAAACUUGAACCAUGAUCAAGUUGGGUCAAUUAAAAUUAUUCAUGGUAACUCAUCUUUAGACUAAAAUUUUCAAUACUUGAUUUCCUCUAUAACUAUAAGUCUUUAGCAUUAUUUUGCUACUCAAACUUGUAGUUUACAUAUAAGGAUUGUUCUUUAUGUAAUGGUUUAAACUUAUUGGUUGCAUGGUCAUUAUCUAUCUAUAUGUA
Medicago truncatula (barrel medic) is the source of this 1168-nucleotide messenger RNA. RefSeq lists its product as uncharacterized. The transcript has 2 exons. Lineage: Eukaryota; Viridiplantae; Streptophyta; Magnoliopsida; Fabales; Fabaceae. The record is from RefSeq and is a predicted model, not a curated record. The coding region runs from base 105 to 977 and encodes 290 amino acids.